This is a messenger RNA of Cetraspora pellucida, 257 nucleotides long. NCBI's taxonomy places the organism in Eukaryota, Fungi, Glomeromycota, Glomeromycetes, Diversisporales, Gigasporaceae. The record is from the annotation of a GenBank genome assembly.
AUGUUCAAUCCACCUACACUUUCUUCUAUUGCCUCUGAAAUCGAUGCCUUGCUUGCAUCUCAAAUUAUGAUGCAAGCUUUCCUUUUAAAGCUUUGUCAAGAUGUUUCCUCACUUCAGGAAUGUCCUGCUUCUGUUUCUUCCUCUGUGGCUCCAACUCCCAAGGAGGCUAUUGUUAAUUAUAAUUCUACAUUGGGUUUUUUUGCGAAUGUAGCUCGAAUCCAAAAAGAGGCUACAUCAUAUAAAAAUAAAUAUGAAGA